AGAGGAAAAGGAGAGAGGGAGUGCGUGCAUAACUUUGGGAAACAUAGGAAGAGGCAGCAAAGGGAGCAAACUUUUCUCUCCUGGUUGCUUCAUUUUGGACUUUUUUUUUUUUUCUCUCUUUCUUUCCACAUUUCAUCAAAGACGCCAGUGUUGAACAAUUAGUUUGCUUAGAUUAAGAGUUAUUUCUCAGCUUUUGUCAUCAGAGGACAGUUUGUUGUUCUUUACAUUUUUAUCUGAUUAUCGCUUCAUUGACCACACAUUUGGAAUCCCUUACAAACUUAGCUGCAGAUCUCUCCAGCUCAUGGGAGUGUGAAGCUGGACUGACACACACACACACACACACACACACACACACACACACACACACACACACACACACACACACUUGAGGAUUCCCCGGCAGCGCAGUCAUGGACAUCUGCGUCACCGUUGCUUGAGGGAAUCUGUGCAGCUGUUACCUGUUGUUGGCCUCGGUGAAUGUUACAGUAGACGUUGACCUGCCGGUCCACAGAAGAGAGGGGAAAUGUCAUCCUACUACCCGCGCACCAAGGACCUGACUCGCACCAGGAAGUCAGUGACAGAGUCACCGCCGUCCUCUCCGUCCCCUACAGACAAAAACUACAGACAUGACAGAUUGUCAAGAUACGACUCCAGUGGGGAGAGUGCGACAGACAAACCAUUGGGCCGCGCCAGCUCUUACACUCGGAGGGAGACGAGGCUGGCUGCUCUGAGCAGACAGGACCAAGACUCCACUACCAAAGACUAUAAGAAGAUGUAUGCAGAAGCUUUGCAUGAGAAUGAGAAGCUCAAGUCCAGGUUGCACGACAGCAAACACGAACUGGUCAAGAUCCGCUCCCAGCUGGACAAAGUCACUCAGAGGCACGACAGAAUAUCAGAGAGAUCAACAGUACUUGAAUCUGAGAAAAGGGAAAAACAAGCUCUUGAGAAAAGAGUGUCAAACAUGGAGGAUGAGUUGAAGGUCUUAACAGAGCUCAAGUCAGACAACCAGAGGCUAAAGGAUGAGAAUGGGGCUCUCAUUCGAGUCAUCAGCAAACUGUCCAAAUGAAAAGAUGUCUGAAGCUCCUGUUCUGUGUCUGUGGACGCUCCGACCCUGAUGGCAGUUUAAUCAUCCACGGUGUCUCGAGCUGUCUCUCUGAGCUACGAACGAUGGCUGCUUUGCAGAAAUAAAUUCCUGUUGGGACUUGUAAAGGUCCAAAGAGAAGUGUUAAAGAGUUUCAGUCAAAUUUCACAUUCACCAAAUAGGGACCAGUUGUGCUGUUUGAAUAACCUGUUAACGCACAGUUCAAACAAAACCAUGGGUUUGCAUGAAGGUACUAUUUCUAAUAUUAUAACCACACGUUUGUUGCUACAUCGCCCACUGCAAAAAAGUAUUUUAGUGUUGUCUUAAUUGUGAAAGAGGAGAGAAGUCAAGGGCCCCAAAGGCCACUUUGGCAUGGAUAUAUGAUUGUUCAAUAUAUGAGCACAAAGGUAAUAUGAGGCCAAACCAAACAGGUGCUCCGGUUCCAGAAGCAAAAAACUACAUAUUAGUAUGAAUCCAGCAGGGCAUCUGAGUAGUAAGAUAUUCUAAUGGAUAUUUGCAUCAGACUAAAAAUGUGUUUUGUAUAACAUUUUUAUCUAAGAUGUUAUAUGAAGGAAAUUUUCAAAAUGUUUACGCUAUGACAAAGAUGUUAGGGCUUAAUAAGAUGCAUACUUUGGUGUGUUUUUUGCCUUGAUUGACAACUUUCUCAGGUCUGUCACCCAGCUGUACCUGCUCACCACACAACGCCUCUUAAAUUAGGAUUUCGUAACUUUAACUUCUGUAAACUGUUGACCCAAAACUUCCCUUUAGCAAAGCAUUUCCAACUGGGUUGAUAUGGUUUUCUUGACAUUUCAGUCAAAAAAUUAACUUUUAUGAUAAUGUCCCCAUGUAUUUGAUCCGGUCGACCGACCGUAUGUUAUGUCUUUCUUCACUGGUUUUAGUUUCCAUGAUAACGUAAUUUCACGUUUGCCAAAUUCUGUUCAUCGGUUCUUUGUGUGUUUUCAGUAGCCAUUCUAAUUUCUUUUUUUUUGUCCUUUUGCUUCAAAACAGCAGAAUGGUGUUUAAGUGUGUGUGAAAGAAAGUGUCCUUUCUUCUGUAAUAGAGAUAUAUUUAUUUAUUUAUGCGUUUCUUCGUUCUAAUCUUUGUUUACUGGAUUUGUGUAUGAGGAAUACACCAAUUUUCCUUGGUCGUCUCCUUGGCCAUCUUUCUGUUAGGUGAGGAAAAAACGCAAAUGCCCAAAUCUUCCACAAUAUUGUUUGAUUAAUAAUGAAUAAAUAUUGAGCACAAUACAAGGUUCUGAGGAAUAAACUUGUCCUUACAUGUGGUGUAGAAUUACAUAGAUUCUAACUUGUUGUGUUUUGAUAUUGUCACGAUAGAUUAAGUUAAAUUGAAUUAAUUAUUGCCCAAAGGCAGUUGCCAGCUUAUUACUGUAGGUAUACCUGGCUACAUCUAAUGCGAACCCAUACUACAGCCCUGCAAUGAAUUCCAUCUUUUUUGUUCUGGUCAUCUGGCCAUUGAGGCCAUAAUUAAAGGUGCUACUGCAUUGUGUUGCAAACAAAAAAUGUAAAAUGUUAACUAGUCAGUCUACUUAAUGAGAAGUACAAAUAAAACCAUGAAAGAGGCUGCUGCCUUGAGUGCAAUCACCUUCACUUUAUUCAUAAAGAGGUUACAUCAUUCCUGGUUCAAAACAGUGUGGUUUUUAUCAUAUUUAAUGUAUAAAACUGCCAGACUCAGAUUGUAUUAAGAUUCCUUUAGCUGUAGAGUUGCUAGCGGUGAUGAAUAGUGUGCCAGAGACAUAAAUGAUUUUGGUAUCUGUCUUCUCUUCACUUUAAUCAACGAGUUGACGUAGUCCCAUAUAAGUCCCCAGUGUUUGAUGUAUUCCUUUAAUAACAGUGUGAUGGUUUCGGGGUCCGACCAGGGCCACAUGCAGUAACACCAGUGUUAUCUUUGAUCACAUCCAGUAAUUUACUCAAAACUACAAAUGAGGCACAACAAUUUCCACACAUGCUGUCGAUAUAUUGAACUAUGCAGCAUCUUGUAUUGAAAAUGUUUGUAAUGUGUUGAUGAUUACAUAAUACACGCACAUCGGUUUACUCACUUUGCUUAAUAAACUGUAAAGGAACGGA
This is a messenger RNA of Anarrhichthys ocellatus (wolf-eel), 3165 nucleotides long. It is a transcript of the gene ppp1r12b, whose product is annotated as protein phosphatase 1, regulatory subunit 12B. Bases 524 to 1066 code for a protein of 180 amino acids. The transcript is spliced from 7 exons. The record is from RefSeq and is a predicted model, not a curated record. Gene Ontology annotation, cellular component: cytoplasm. NCBI's taxonomy places the organism in Eukaryota, Metazoa, Chordata, Actinopteri, Perciformes, Anarhichadidae. Gene Ontology annotation, molecular function: protein kinase binding; phosphatase regulator activity; enzyme inhibitor activity.